AUGCCCUGCAGCAGUCAGAGUAUGGACCUCUCGGACUUCCCAACAACUCCGGGGAUCUUCCCGUGUAAUGCUAUCUAUAAUAACUACGACCAUCUCCUGUGGCGGGCAAUGGAAAAUAAUGUCCCGGAGAAGACGAUUGCCAGUUUCCCCUGGAUCCUUUGGUUCAUUUGGAAGGCUAGGAAUGAGAAAGUUUUUAGCAAUAAAGAGAUACAACCCGAAGCUUCCCUGCAAUCGGCGUUAGCAGAGUCGGAAAGUUGGGUUUUUGCCCAACUUAUCGAUAACUCUAAUGCUGAACAAAACCCCCUGACAAGCACCAGUACACAUAGUGAACAAGCCCGAACUCUACCAAGUUGCCAAGUUGAUGCUUCGUGGAUGUCGGGUGACCAGGUUUGGGGAGGUGGUUUAGUGAUAGAUACCGCGGACGGGAACCACGUCUACGGAGCUACCGCAGGGACUCAAGUACUCUCACCCCUUCAUGCAGAGUUUGAAGCA
Messenger RNA from Microthlaspi erraticum, 492 nucleotides. The record is from the annotation of a GenBank genome assembly. Lineage: Eukaryota; Viridiplantae; Streptophyta; Magnoliopsida; Brassicales; Brassicaceae.